Ctenocephalides felis (cat flea) is the source of this 873-nucleotide messenger RNA. RefSeq lists its product as uncharacterized. Gene Ontology annotation, molecular function: protein binding. NCBI's taxonomy places the organism in Eukaryota, Metazoa, Arthropoda, Insecta, Siphonaptera, Pulicidae. The coding region runs from base 241 to 873 and encodes 210 amino acids. The record is from RefSeq and is a predicted model, not a curated record. The transcript is spliced from 5 exons.
AGCAAUUUUUGACUACUGCGAUGAAACCUCAUUGCAAAAUGUGUACAAAACUUGUAAGAAGUUUAAACAAAUUGUUUCAUUCCACAAAUACUGGCUGAGUUUAUCUAAAGAAUGCUUUGCUACUAAUCAAAUAUCAGAUUUCAUGAGCAAAAGUGUCUUGUCACCUUAUCGCCUUUUGAAAAAUGUCGCCUGUCCAACAACUGGCUGAUAGCAAACUACGAGCAAAGUCAAUUCCUAAAGAUGCCCCAAAACUACAUGCCGUGUUUGCAACUUGAUGAAAACCAUUUAUGGGUCGGUUUUGGCAAAACAAUUAAGUCUUAUAGUAGAAGCAUCAUUGAGAAAUUUAUGCAAGGGGAACAUUGGCUGAGGAAACCCAGACAUGAUCACGUUUUAGGAGAUACUCAAGCCAAAGGUGAUGCCAGCCGUUUCCGUCGCAGCAAAAACCUCAUCAUCUACAACCAAGAUGAUAAUCUAUGCUGCUACGAUAUCUAUAAAAAGAAAUAUGUCUUCAAGAGAGACAUUUCCACAAUAUUUCGUUUAGGACAAGAUCAAACAUCUCCUUGCAAUGGUUGGAAGACAAAUGAUGCUUUGGAUUUUCAAGCAGACAGUGAUGUAGUGGCUUUCAAAUCGGGGGAGACUGUUUUUGUGACGGCUUUGCAGAAUUUUAAGAAGAGCAAGAUGAGUAGUCUGAAUGUUUGGAAUAGGAAUUGCUGGCGGUUGAGGCUGUCGGAUUGUGGGAAAUCACUGGUGGGUGCUGCUAAGGAUGGGUUGUCAUAUUUGUAUGAUGUAGAAAGUGGUGGUGAAAUUGCUCAAUUUGGGUGCAAAAUUAAGAGUAAUACUGUUGUUGACAUAUGCUGGCAAAAAGAAUAUUAA